Molecule: messenger RNA, 988 nt
Organism: Larimichthys crocea (large yellow croaker)
Lineage: Eukaryota; Metazoa; Chordata; Actinopteri; Sciaenidae
Gene: psmg3
Product: proteasome (prosome, macropain) assembly chaperone 3
Exons: 3
Coding region: 180-551 (123 amino acids)
Biological process (GO): proteasome assembly
Source: RefSeq, a predicted model, not a curated record
UCAGCCUUCAACGUCAUCACGCAAACGUAGCUGCGCGGUGACGCGCUCCCAAACGACGCACGUUUGUUUUCGGUGGAGGCUGAAUGACAGCGCGCUGCUGAAGUUACUGAAAGUGAAGCGUCUCCGUACAGAAGAAGGUUUUACACUGUUGCACAGACGGAGAAACGGGGAUCAACAAAAUGUCUUCUGCUGAGCCCAUCAUCAGAUCGAAACAGACAGAGAAAGAAGUCAACGGGAUUCCUACGCAGGUCGUCUGUACAGAGUUCAGCAAUUACAUAUUUGUAGUUCUCACUCAGUACGGCAAAAUCGGAACACUGAUAUCUGUCACACCUGACUCCAGAUCCAAUGAUAUCAGCACCCCGACAUUAUCCACCAAAGUCCUGCUGGGCAAAGACGAGCCACUGACACAUGUCUGUGCCAAGAACCUGGCAAUGUUUGUGUCGCAAGAAGCCAGCAACAGGCCUGUCUUACUGGGACUGGCACUCAAGGAUUCCUCCGUAGAUGCAAUAAAACAAAUGAAAGAGAUCAUCAAAAGUUGUCAAGUCUGGUAGGAAGUCAACAAAAUGGACAUGAAGCCUUAAAGCUUGAUCAUGCACAGGCUGUCUGGAUGCCCACGUCACCUUUUUCUUCUGGAUCUUUUCAAACAAAACCCAGAGGCUUCUGCUCCAAGACAGAAAUGUAUCAGUCCAAUUUCAUUUACACUGAAACUUUUUGAUUUGUUGAUAGGAAGGGAUGUCUUCUGGAAAAUAUAUUUUACGCUCGAUCUGGUUGUAAACAAUAAUUUUCUGCAAAGCAGUGUGCUCCCCAAAACUGAAGACUUUGAUGAAUAAGAUGGAGCUUGCAAAAUGAUAUAGCUCCGCUCUGUUUUUGUUUUGUAUAACUUUAUAUUAUGUAAUACUUUUGUAUUUUAUAAUGCAAAUAUUCUAAAUUGUUUCAUAAAGAGAAUUUAGAAAUAAAACUGGUACGGUUUAAAAUGCGUCUUCUUCUG